AUGACUAAGGAAGAAGUUGUGAAGAGAGCCGCAAUGCUAGAGAUUGAAUUCAAUUCUUUUCAAGCUGAGUCUAAAGAUCUCGAAGAUUUCAUGGAAGCAGAUUUAACAUCUGCCACCGAACAUAUCAGAGAAAUGGAAAAGCAGGUGCAAGAGCGAGAUCAAAGUAUAAGAGAGCUCAGUGAUAAAUUGUUUGGCUUUAAAAGAGAAAUUAAAAAAUACCAAAGUGCUCAAAACAUGAUUACGGAGGAACAAAAGGCUAAGCAGGAUGAAAUGUCCAAACAAUUAGUGGAACUGGAGGUGCAAAACGAUAACCUUCGUUCGGGUAUACGUGAAAAGUUGAAUGAACUCAAAACCGUGAUUGAAAAAUCAAAUUCGUUUUUGGAAAAUAUUGCAGUACUACAGAAUGAUGUUACAAUUAAGGAUGAGAUGCUAGAAAGGAUCAAGGAGUACGCUCAUAAUUUGGAGAACCUCAUAAACCAGAAAAAUGAAGAAAAUGAAAAUCUACAACAUAAAGUCACUAGGCUCGAAAGAUUACUUCAGAUUACUGUUGUGGAUAGAAGAAGUUUCAAGGUUUCGAAAUACAAGACACCACCCGUUAAGUAUACUUAA
Messenger RNA from Brettanomyces bruxellensis, 609 nucleotides. RefSeq lists its product as uncharacterized. The record is from RefSeq and is a predicted model, not a curated record. The coding region runs from base 1 to 609 and encodes 202 amino acids. Lineage: Eukaryota; Fungi; Ascomycota; Pichiomycetes; Pichiales; Pichiaceae. The transcript has a single exon. Gene Ontology annotation, biological process: microtubule nucleation; establishment of mitotic spindle orientation; chromosome segregation. Gene Ontology annotation, cellular component: centrosome; kinetochore; kinesin complex. Gene Ontology annotation, molecular function: microtubule binding.